CAAGUCCGCGUUCGCUGUGAGCAUUCAAGUUUGUGCCAGCUACUCUGCUCAGUUGGUUCCUGGAUGACGCGUACAACAAGGUUGAGCCCCUGCUGUGCCAAUCCUACAAAACAAAUUGAACCCAACACAACGAAAGCACACAAAACCGACCUCUUGAAAUUCAUUCUCCCCCUUCCCGGUACCUUAUAUCCCGACCAUACGGAGCACCGAUCGCUCAGAACAGCCAUUACGUAUUGCACGAAGCCAAUUUCUACCUUCCACACCACAACAUCCUCAACACCGUAUACCUUUAAUACUCUCCUUUUCCACUGAAAGAAGAAACGCCGGCAAAGGAAAAUAAAAGGAAAGAAACAUGUCCCACUACGCCCCCUUCAAAUCCCUCUCCCACAUCUCCUGGACAAGCGACAUCGUCCAGCGCGACCCGUCCUCCCUAGCCGACCUGCUCACCACGACGCUGAGCGAAGCCCAGCUCCUCAUCGACUCCAUCCCGACUCCCACCCCACCUUCUGUCUCAUCGAGCACGCACCCGUCCAGCGGACGGGCAAGAUCCCACACCGACUCGUCCGUCCGGCCCCCUUCCUCUUCCGGAAGCGCAAAGGGGGAUACCGGCGCGGCGGUGAAAGAGGAACUGGUACAGAAAAGAACAGAGCAGGACAAGGAGACGGUGCGCAAGCUGCAGCGCGAGUGGAAGGACCUCAAGGUGCCGCAGGGCGACAAGGGCGGAAACCCGCACUCCAUCACCAUGUACAAGAUGGCGGCCAAGGACGGCAAAUACGCGUGGUUUGCACGGAGGAGCCUGCAUCGGUCCGAGGGCGGCGGCAUGGGCGGGUUCGAGAAGUGGGAGGCGGCGCUGCGGAGGGAGAUGCAAGCCACCCUGGACAGGGUUGCCGAGACGCCGGGAAAGGAGCCUGGGACGGGGAAUAUCAGGGGGAUUGGGGCUGAGAGGAGGGUUGAGACGAUCGAGUGUGAGGCCGGGAGGAUGGAUGUCUAUCAUGUCUCGGCGAGAUUUCCCGGUCCUACAACCCCCAGGGACUUUGUCGCGCUGAUUAUGACGCCCAAAGGGGAGAAGAAGGAUAAGCGAGCCCGGGCGCCGAGACAGUUCAUGGUUGUCUCGAGACCAUGCGAUCACCCCGACUGUCCGCCUAGAGCGGGAUUCAUCCGCGGCACCUACGAGUCGGUCGAGCUCAUUCGGGAGGUGCCUGUCGACAAGCCGCUGCGGAAGGUCAGAUCGUCGAUCGAUCUGAACAGAGACGACGUAAAGAGGCCUUCGGACGGAGAGCGCAGGAGCAAGGAGGCGGUGCUGCGGGCUGCGAAGCGGGCGACGGGUGAUGAAGUCGAGUCGGAGGGCGAGGGCAGGACUGCGUCGUCUCGGCUGGCUGAUGACGGCGACCAGGGAGACACGGAGAUGGCAAUCGAGUGGCUGAUGGUUACUCGUAGUGACCCGGGCGGCAGCGUUCCCCGCUUCAUGGUCGAGAAGGGGACACCAGGAGGGAUCAUCAACGACGCGGGGAAGUUUCUCAAGUGGCUUUCUGCUCAGACGAUGGACGACCUCACGAAAUCAAUCUCGUCUCAUUCUGAUCAGCGGGAAACGAAGACGACCGGAGAGUCACCGGCCCAGGAACAACCCGGCCAACUCCCGACAGACACAUCGGCCGAAGACCACCUUCCAGACGGAGAAGCUGAGCCUCGGGAGCAACCAUCCGCCAACAACAGCGGAAUCUACGGCAUGGUCAGCAGUGCUCUUGGCAUGGCCACCUCAGCUGUCGCCAGCAGGGUAGCUGCAUUCGCCCCCAAACUGACUGACUCAGACAGGAGUGACGACGAGAGCGACACGUCAGAAGCCAGCUUCGCCUCCGCGGCCGAAGAGGGCUCCCACCCGGAGUCUACAAUUCGAGAUCACAAUAAUGCCGAGACAGCCUCGCCAACCGACGGGGCCUCCACCCACUCCGCACCGUCAACUCUCUCGGAACAGGACGCACAAACCCUAUCGCUGACACCGUCAGCAACCUUCUUGCAAGUGAAGUCCCAACACGAAAAGGAACUCGGCAAACUCCAAAGCCGCAUGCGUAAAGCUCAAGAAAAACUCGAGCGUGCCCAGGCCCGCAGACAAGCCAAGAACAACAACACCACGGCUGCCGCCGCCGCCAGCAAAGGUGACUCGGCCUCCGACGAAACCAAGCAAAAACAAAAGGAAAAAGACGACCAAGCGCUGGCCAAGCUGCGCGAAAAACACGAAAAAGAGAUAGCGAAGCAGGAAGAGAAAUUCCGCCGUGAGCUGCAGCGCCUGGCCGACAAGCGGGCGGCCGAGGAGCGCAAGGCCGAGGCGCGGCGCAAGAAGGCGGCCGAGCGUGAGGAGCGCGGCAACCUGGCCAUGGAGCUGGAGCGGGUCAAGGCGGAGCGGGACGUGGCGCGCAAGGAGGUCGACAUGCUGCGCGAGCGGGUCGGCGAGUUGCAGGGGCAGUGCACCAUGCUUGUUGCGCGGCUUGGGAAGGAGGGGAUUGAUGUCGCGGAGCUGAAGAAGGAUGUUGGGAUAAAGGGGUGAGGGAGAGAAGGGUGGCGAUUUUUCUAUGGUGAUUUUAUGUUGCGGAAGCGGUUGAUCUUUGACCUGUAUCUCACAGACGGUUUAGCGUUUUAUUCCCACUCACGAGGACAUGUGUGUACGAUAUAUUGACGAGCAUUUAUAUCCGUUUCCAACAAGACCGACUGAAGCAACGCCGGAAAGCAGAGUGACACGCAGAGGAGGUAACGGACGGGGUACAUGAUAUCUGACCUACUAGGUAUGUUGUUAAAGGUGCUAGCUAGUAUUAGUAUUUGCCCCUAUUCCCUGUUUCAUCUUAUGGUAGCUUUGUGCGGAUAAGAGGAGAAGGGAACGCCAGCCCAGAAUCGAACUGGGACUCAACAGUCCUGGGCACCGCUAGCUU
Messenger RNA from Parathielavia appendiculata, 2921 nucleotides. RefSeq lists its product as uncharacterized. The transcript has 2 exons. The record is from RefSeq and is a predicted model, not a curated record. Bases 353 to 2542 code for a protein of 729 amino acids. NCBI's taxonomy places the organism in Eukaryota, Fungi, Ascomycota, Sordariomycetes, Sordariales, Chaetomiaceae.